GGCGGUACUGCCCCUUUAAGAGACUCGCUCCUGGUUUUUGUUACUCAGUAACACCCGUGUCAUUUCACUAUGGCGAAGGGGCUGUAAACAAAUGCGGUGGGAAAAAGCGCGUCCUUUUUGUGAAAAUAGAUUUCCGUUAGAGAUGAUUUCGCGUUUGGUGAAGUAUAUUAACGUAGUACGGAUGGAGAAAUGUGCGAAAGCGCUUUAGUGAUGCGAACAGGACGCGGACCAUCCGAUUUCAGUAACGUUAACAUGGACAGGAUCAAACCGUCAAACCUCUUUCAAAUACACCAUUUAUCCUGUUAAUCCGGAGCUGGUUUAGGUUGAAAUCAUGUUGACAGGGUCCAAAACCACCUUUAAAGUGAGACAGAUGGUUCCGGACAUGAAGGAGAGGAUGAUGAGCCACAGUAGCCUUCAUGCACGUGGGAGAGAUGUGCUCGGCCUCUGCUGUUUACCGGGAGAGUGUGUGCUACAGCGAGCCGUGCUGGUGAGGAAGAAGCUGUCGGCUAAAGAAGGAGGAGGCUGGUUGUCUGGGACUCUGUUCUGCACUCAUUUCAGAGUGGCCUUUGUGCCUCAGGACAGCCAGAAACCUGACGAUAACGCAGAUCCUGUGCUGCUCGGAGAUCAUGACGUAGCUCUCGCCUCCAUUGAUAAAGUCGUGGCAGUGGGACCGUCUCGCACCAAACUAGUGACCCCUACAUGCUCCCUAAAAUUCACCCCGGAGGAACUGGUGUUGUACUGCAGAGACAUGCGUGUUCUCUGCUUCCUGUUCGACAGACUCACGCCUGAUACUCAAGCUGUGGAGAUCACAUACACCAUUGCUAAGACCUACCAACCACUGAAACCUGGAACCAUCCUCUCCUUCCAAAAUGCUGCUUUGGGUAGUAUUGAAAUGAAGCAGUUCCUAAGCAACAGGCGCCGUGACCCUAACAUGAACUGGUUUGAGUGUUCGAUGGGAUGGGAGCAGGAGCUGGAGAGGACGGGUGCCAGCGGCUGGAGGGUCAGCUCUGUCAAUGACCGCUUUGAGAUGUCCACCAGUCUGCCCAGAUUCAAUGUGGUUCCUCAGAGGGUCCUGGACACAGAGCUCAAGAAAACAUUCGCCCACUUUAAUGAGGGUCGCAUCCCACGCUGGUGCUGGCGACAUCCUCAUGGCAGCGAUUUAUUGCGAAUGGCCAGCUUCCAAAAUAACAUCUACCAUGAGAAGGACGACAUAAGGAACCUGGAGCUGGUGCUCUUCGGCGGACAGCAGCUGUGUGUUAUUGUGGAUCUGGGAGAGGAAAUGCCGUCACCUGCAGACAUCCAGCUGGCUCACACAAGACUCCGGACACUUUGUCUGGGCGAUAUUUCAUCAUCUGUAUCGGUACCUGAUGACAAGUGGCUCUCCACUCUUGAAAGCACUCGCUGGCUCGACUAUACCCGGUGCUGUCUUAGAAAAGCCGCAGAGGUGGCUUGUUUGCUCAGAGGAGGUCACAUGACUGUUGUUCUCCAAGAGCCGGAGGAUCGAGACAUGAACUGUGUGGUCUGCAGUCUAGUGCAGGUGAUGUGUGACCCUCACUGCAGGACUGUGGCUGGAUUUCAGGGCUUGGUUCAGAAAGAGUGGAUCACAGCCGGACACAAAUUCCUCAGCCGUAUCAACUACCACAGAGAAAGUGAUAAAGAAGAGGCUCCUGUGUUCCUGCUGUUUCUCGACUGCGUGUGGCAGCUGUGGGCUCAGUAUCCCGCACGCUUCCAGCUUACUGAAGACUACCUUCUGACUCUGCAUGACAGCGUGCAUCUUCCACUCUUCAGCAGCUUCCUGGCCAACAGUCAGAGGGAGAGAUGUCGCCGUUCACAGCAUCUUCCCCAGAGCUACACCCCAGUAAACGGUCUGAGGGAAUUGCCCAUCGGUGCUCCAGAGGAGCCAGUAGACCCACCUUUCCCCCCGGUGUGGGACUGGGCCCUGCAGUACAGCAGUCAGAGACGAGCCCGAUUCACCCAACCUGUGUCACAGCCCGCCUGUCCUCCACCCGUCCUCAACGGUAACCUCAACACCAACCUGGACCGCAGCUGGCACAAUGAUGGACUGCCAGGCUCUGUGUUCCUGUUGUCCCGUAGCACAUUCUCCCAUCCCUCCAACCUGCUCCCCUGGAGGAGCGGAAACUCUGGCUCUUACUGGAAAAGCCACCGCAGGGCUCCUUCCUCUGAGAGUUUGUCUGGACUUGAGCGUCUCAUCAGAGCCUGUUCGCUCUCUGAGCCCUCAGAGAACCCCUCUACCCUCCACGACCCAUACGAGCCCCUGCUGCCCCUGCUUUUAGGACCCUGUGUCAGAGUAUGGAGGGGCUGCUAUUUACGGGGCGCAUUACACGCUCAGGCUUUCUCACACCCCACGUCUUCCUGCAAUCAGCAUCCAUUAGAUCAGCUUGCCUGGGAAGUGCAGCAGCUCCGAGAGAAACUGGCUCAGGCUUAUCACAGACGCCCCGAGAACCAGACUAAACGACAGGAGCCACGCCGGCUGGAGUCCAACCUCAACCAGAACGCCAACAAUGGAACCUUCCUCUUCUCCUCUUCCUCUAGAACAUCUCAACAACAGCUGCCGCCGUCCAGCCGAGGUGCAGCCCACUCCUCCGUCCCUCCCAGAGCCCAGCGGACGGCAUCCGACCCGCCCAGGCCUGCGCAGAGGAAUAACGGCAAGCACACGUUUCUGUUCGGCCACCAAGAGCCGCAAUCAGGGCAGCGUUACGUUCCCUCCCCUAGUGCCAAACCUCAAAAACGGGCCGGAAACUCACACUGAUCUGUAGGAAGGAAAGAAAUGGGUUGCUUUGGUGUUUGUGUUACUGAAACAAUACAAUACGGUACAAAGCAGAAACUCCACUAGAAACAUGAGUUAUGUGCAUUUGAAAAAGCACAAAUUGACAUGGGCUGUUUAUAUAAGCAGCUAUGUGAAGUUUAGCAAAAAAGCGUUAAUCCACAACAUGAAAUUCUUCCUCUGUUGUGUUUUUAGAACAUUUAACUACAUAGUCUAGUUCACUAAAGGAGUAGUUCACUAAAAAAUAAAGAAUCUUGUGUUAUUUAUUCAUCCUCAUGUUGUUCCAAAUGUGUAUUACUACUUCCGAAGUCAUGAUUUAGUGUGAAAACGGAACAAAUUUGAACUUAUUAUUCUUUGAAAAAAGUAGCAAUAUGCAAUUUGUGAGUGAAUCAAUCUUUUGAGAUGAAUCUUUUCAAUGAAUCAGUUGAUUUGGUUCACAGAAUCAAUCUAAAUGAUUCAUUUGGAAGCUUGUAAUUUGCACCGUAUUUAUCAUUUUUCUUACCUUGUGUUCCAUGGAAGAAAGAAAGAAAAGCAGAUUAGGGAUGACAUGAGUGACUAAAUAACAUAAUUUACUACUCCUUUAAAUAAAAUGUAAAAACUGUAGGGAAGCACAGAAUGCUAGUAAAACGUGUGCAUGUGAAAUAUUGUUUCUGAGGAUCAUGCCAAAGUAUUGCUUUGAAAUCUUAUGUGUUGGUCAAGAAACAGUUUUAGCUUUAAGUAGCUUGUGCAUGUAGCAUUAGUUUAUGGUACGGUAGGCUAGUAAAAUAGCGAUUUGUUUUUCCUCAACUAAAAAGGCGGGAAAAUGGCUGCUAUCAUGCUAAUAAUAUAACGGAGGUUGCAGUUCCCUGAACGGCCACAAGAUGGACACAAGUAAUCUUCAGCCUCCGUGUUGAAUGCAAAUAAUACAAAAUGCUGCCUUGCCUUUCAAUAUUUUCAAGCGACGGCACAAUAAUGUCAAGCGUGUUAUGCAUUUUUUUUUGUAUUUUAUUAAGUAUUAAUACAAGAAUAGAAGAUAAAUGAGACUAGAUGCAACAUAAGUGAUAUUACAGUUAUUUAUAUGCUGCCUCUGCCGUUCAAAUGGAUAUUUGAGUGUUACAACGGCGAUGUGUUUUUUAAAAAAGACUGAACUUAAUUUGUGUAUAAGGAAGGACAAAAUUAGCACUCAUGCUGAAGGACAUUUUAUAUUCUCAUUUUUAUAUUUUUAUCUUCUGCACAUUACAUUCUAGGCUUUCAAUCACUGUGGAGUUCCAGGACUUCCUUCAACAUGUUUUUUUUAAUUUCCUGUGGAUUACGUGCAUGAUUUCUUUGGUAGGACUGAUAGACUUCCUACAAAUUACAGUGUUCAGAACUGCACAUUCUGUUAAUAGCUGACCCACAAAUGAAAACGGUCAUCCCAAUGCUGUUGUUUUUUCUCUUAAUAAUAAAAAAAAAAAUCCAUUUUAUUGUUCUAAGGACAAAAAUAACAGCAAUUGGAAGAAUACAAAUGGGACUGUUCUCAUUGUUUUUAUUUUAGGUGAAUUGUUUCUUUUAGGUUUGAUGGAAAGCUCUGAAGCUCCUUAGUGAUGUGGGUUUCAAGACAGACCGCUUCAGAUCUGUCCUUGUGAGACAUUUUUCCUCAAAAAGCAUUACACCACAAAUGUCUGACAACAGUGAUGUUCCAAAAUUGAGAGAGUAGCUCCAGAGGUUUGUGUCCUACUUUUAUUUCCCCUAAGGGGAAAAAAGGUGCUGGAAACAUUAACAUAAGGUACCGUGUUUCACUCAGAUAUCAGUGUGGGAAGAUUUAAGAGUUUCAGCAGGAGAACUGCACUUGAAAUAUCUUGCAUCAACAUAUUUCACCAGACUGAAUUUAAGCAAACGUUUAUUUGAUGGCUCAAGAAUUGCUUGUGCCUUAAAGCUGAUUUCAGACUUAAGUUUUGUACUUUUCGUCCUUACAUCUGCCACAGGAACGAAUCAUGACCUGUUUUCAUGUUUUUCAUUCUUUAAUCUUUUAUAACAACCUUUAUUGGCACAUUUUAGAUAAAUAAAUACAUCUUAUAGUUCCUAGAUACAACUGUUUGAUGGUUUUCUUA
This is a messenger RNA of Labeo rohita (rohu), 4854 nucleotides long. RefSeq names its product myotubularin related protein 11 (gene mtmr11). Bases 332 to 2770 code for a protein of 812 amino acids. Lineage: Eukaryota; Metazoa; Chordata; Actinopteri; Cypriniformes; Cyprinidae. The transcript is spliced from 17 exons. The record is from RefSeq and is a predicted model, not a curated record.